Molecule: messenger RNA, 771 nt
Organism: Taeniopygia guttata (zebra finch)
Lineage: Eukaryota; Metazoa; Chordata; Aves; Passeriformes; Estrildidae
Source: RefSeq, a predicted model, not a curated record
AUGAAGGACUACCUGUCACCAGGACAGAAGCAUAGAAUCUCAGAAACGGGAAAUGAUAACUACUUCUCGUGGUGUGUCGUGUGCCGUGCCACCCGGCGCCCGGGGGUCGGUGGGGCGGCGGGGGCUGCACAGCCCGCCGGGCCGGGCCGCGGUGCACGGCGGCGGCGGGGACGCGCGGUGGCGCCUGCGGAGCGCUCAGCGUGGAGCACUGCGGCGGGAUCCGGUGCGCUGGCAGCGCUGCGGAGCCCGCAACCGGGGGUGGGGGCAGAGAAACGAAAAGCAGCCCCGACCGCGGAGCUGUCAAGGGGAAAACAAGGCGUUUUAGGGUCGCUCAUUCGUCGUCUUCCGGAGUUCUCGCACCAUCCCCGCUUAUCACCCGAUGGCCAGCUCCCGCCUUGGCGGGCAUGCCAGGUGCCUCUCGGCACGGUGCCUCCGUCCGCCAGGCGAGGCACACUGUCCGCACAGCCGGCGACGCGCUGCCCAUCCCGCGGCGUGCGUGUACGCCGGCUCAUUUUGUGGAGUUUCUGCCCCUCUCUGCGUCAGCCCCACGUCACUUUGCCGGCAGCUCCCCGUCUUGGGCUGAAGCAGGAGCCGGAGCUGCUUUAUUAUCAGCUGGAGGGAGGGAGGAGGAGACGGUGCAUAAAGCGGCGAGCGCGGAGCUCUGAGCCCCGCCGCCGCCACCGCUCGCUGCGCCUCCGUCGCCGCCCGCUCGCCGUCCCUCCGGCGGUCAGCGGCCGCCCGAGCCCCCGCAGAUAGGAGCGCAGCCUCCAC